Messenger RNA from Manis pentadactyla (Chinese pangolin), 1693 nucleotides. RefSeq names its product phosphatidylinositol glycan anchor biosynthesis class C (gene PIGC). The transcript has 2 exons. The coding region runs from base 504 to 1397 and encodes 297 amino acids. Gene Ontology annotation, biological process: GPI anchor biosynthetic process. The record is from RefSeq and is a predicted model, not a curated record. Lineage: Eukaryota; Metazoa; Chordata; Mammalia; Pholidota; Manidae. Gene Ontology annotation, cellular component: membrane; glycosylphosphatidylinositol-N-acetylglucosaminyltransferase (GPI-GnT) complex.
UGAGAGGGCGUCAGUGUCUCCGGGACGCCGUCCCCCGCAGGCCCCAGGCUGGGCAGGGGGCGGGCGCUGCCCUCUGGGCCCCGCGGAUCCGCAGCUCGGCGGCUCGGAGCUGCCCGAUCCGUGGUCUCUGCUGCGGUGAGGGGGCCCCGGGCGUGCGGCUCGGGAAGCGAAACCAACCGCGGCCUCCAAGGAAGAGCUAAGGUCGGGCGAUGAGACUUCUCCUCGCAGGUUUGCUGGAUGACCUUGGUAGUUCUAAUGCUUAGCUUCGCCCUCACAGAGUUGCGCCGUUGAACUUGGCUGUAUUGUCCUGCCUCACAGAACAAACUCAUCAGCUGCAGGCCUAGCCCGGGUUUCUGCUUUUCAAAGCAAGGGAAGGUGGAUUCAAUAUCAAGCAUAACACAGCAUGGAAUUUCCAGAGAGGUCUUACUUCAAAACUUUAUAAAAAGAUCAGAACCCCUAUGGACUUUCAUAAGGGAGAUUGAACUGGCCAGAGAGGAAGGGUAAUGUGUGCCCAGCCUGCCCCUAACACCAAGGACGCCAGGUGGAAGAAGGUCCUGUAUGAGCGACAGCCCUUUCCCGAUAACUACGUGGACCGGCGGUUCCUGGAAGAGCUCCGGAAGAACAUCUAUGCCCGGAAGUACCAGUACUGGGCUGUGGUGUUUGAGUCCAGUGUGGUGGUGCAGCAGCUGUGCAGCGUCUGUGUGUUUGUGAUCACGUGGUGGUACAUGGAUGAGGGUCUUCUGGCCCCGCAGUGGCUUUUUGGGGCCGGCCUGGUUUCUUCACUGGUCGGCUAUGUUUUGUUCGAUCUCGUCGAUAGCGGUGAAGGGCGGAAAAAGAGUGGGCGGACCCGGUGGGCUGACUUGAAGAGUGCCCUGGUCUUCAUUAGUUUCACGUAUGGAUUUUCGCCAGUGCUGAAGACCCUCACAGAGUCCGUCAGCACUGACACCGUCUACGCCAUGUCAGUCUUCAUGCUGUUAGGCCACCUCAUCUUCUUCGAUUACGGUGCCAGUGCUGCCAUCGUAUCCAGCACACUGUCCUUGAACAUGGCCAUCUUUGCUUCCGUCUGUCUCGCCUCACGCCUGCCUCGCUCCCUGCACGCCUUUAUCACGGUGACUUUUGCCAUCCAGAUUUUUGCCCUGUGGCCCAUGCUACAGAAAAAACUGAAGGCACGUACUCCACGCAGCUAUGUGGGAGUCACGCUGCUUUUUGCGCUUUUGGCCUUGGGUGGCCUGCUGUCUGUCAGCGCUGUGGGAGCCAUACUCUUUGCCCUUCUGCUGGUUUCCAUCUCCUUUCUCUGUCCCUUCUACCUCAUUCGCCUGCAGCUUUUUAAAGAAAACAUUCACGGGCCUUGGGAUGAGGCUGAAAUCAAGGAAGACUUGUCCAGGUUUCUCAGCUAAGUUAGGGACCUGUGCUCCUUUAUUAAGGCAAACUGAAUGAAUGAUUAGCUUCCCAGCUAGUAUCUGAUUUGAAGGCAGAGUUCCAUUCCGGCAACGCACACCGAUGCGGGCGGGAGAACAGAGAUCCACAGAGACGCUCACCAUGGGUGUGGGUGGUGAAGGUGCUGAUCCUUUCUGCCAUUUUGUGGAUGGAAAAGCUCUCUGGGCUGUCUAUCUCAAAUCACGGCUCUCAUUUAUUAUUCACUGUAACAAAUGAAGUGAUAAUGGUUUCUACUUAUAAAAAAACAACAUAUCCA